AUUUGAGUGAGGCGAGGUGGCAGUAACGAAGUGGGCAUGAGAAUUAGGCUCGCACAAGAAAGAAAGAACUCCUUCCUUGGUUGGUGGUCUUAACUGAAAGCGAAACUUUUGAAUUGAAAUUUCGAUACCAAAACAAAAAACAACGUUGUUCUUUUGGAUUCAUUCACUUCUCACUUCACUUGUCCCUUUCCUUCAUUCCAUUUUCCACAUACCUCAAUUCCAAUUCAUCCUUAAUCGCAAUCAUUACGUUUCAUUCUUUCAUGUAACCUCCCAAACCAAAAACUUCCAUUCAGAUCGGAUUCUUCUCAUUUCCUCCAUCUUCAAAUAGCAGCAUAAGAAGGUUUGUGGGGUAGUGAAUGCUUAGUGAAUGGGGAUUCAGACAAUGGCAUCUCAAGGUAGUGGUCAGCAGUCUCAUUUUCAACCAUCCUCAUUGACAAGGCAGAAUUCAUGGUACAACCUGACUCUAGAUGAAGUUAAUAACCAGCUGGGAGACAUGGGCAAACCACUUGGAAGUAUGAAUCUCCAUGACCUUCUUCAAACCAUAUAUACUACUGAAGCUAAGGAAUCCAGUACAGUUGAUGUGGAGAAUACUUCUUCAUCAUCAUCGCUUCAACGACAAGCUAGUCUAACAUUGGCUAGAGCUCUGAGUAGCAAGACAGUCGAUGAUGUGUGGAAAGAGAUCCAACAAGGGCAGAAGCGGAGGUACUAUGAGCACAUGAUUGACCAAGAUAGACAGCCUACACUUGGUGAAACAACUCUAGAAGACUUUCUGGUACAAGCAGGGCUUUUUGCUGAAGCUUCUCCUAGUCCUGCGGUAGGAUUGCACCCUAUUGAUGCAGUGACACCACCCACAGGAAUUGAAAUGCAUCCCAUUGAUGCAGUGACACCUUCCAUUGGAUUGUAUCCCAUUGAUGCAGUGACACCUCCCAUAGGAUUGCAUCCCAUUGAUGCAGUGACACCACAGAGUUAUCCUUAUAAGUUUGGUUUGUCAUCGCCAUCCCCAUUACUUGGUGCGUUAUCAGACCCAACAAUUCCUGGGAGAAAAGGGGAUUCAUCGGAUGCAUAUGAGAAGAGCAUGGAAAGGAGGCUUAAGAGAAAAAUCAAAAACAGGGAGUCAGCUGCCCGAUCGCGAGCAAGAAAGCAGGCUUACCACAAUGAAUUGGUGAGCAAGGUUUCACGUUUAAAAGGACAGAACUCGUGGCUCAAGAAAGAGAAGGUGAUAAUUUUCAUGUCUGAUUUUUCGAUUUCUAGUAUUUGGUUGCUAAGGCUUUCCUCGAGUGUUAUAAACUUUACAAGGGAAGCACCCAAGACAUUAACACUGCAAAUGAUUUGACAUUGUAUAGAUAAUUUAAGUAUCAUUCAUAGUACCCAAGAGGGCUAGCUCUAGUGGCCUAGCAUGUGGUUUGCUCCAACAAGGUCUGAGGUUUGACUCCCUCUUGGAUUCCUCCACAGGAAUUGCCAUUAUUUCCUGGUCCUCAAAUAUUGUAUCGUUAGACGGGUCCUAGUUUUUGUCUUUUUUAAUGAAAAGAGAAAUCCUUAGUUUGGAUGUGUUUGCCAUUUUAGUAUGUACCUCAGAUAUUUGAUAGGUAAGUGCAGAUAAGUAAAGCUUUACAUUAAAUAACAUUAUGAGAGAGAUGCACUGGGAGUUGAAGUAUAGAAUUUUUGCUGUGUUCUGUGCUGGUUUAUAUGCAUGAAGGUGUACUGUGACUACUAUUAAAAUUAAAUGAUCAUGGAGAAUUGUACUCUAAUAUAGAAAUCAAUGCUGUAGACAUUUCCAAGAAUUCGGACUUAGGUAACCGAAUGAUGAAAUAAAGAAGUCCAGCAUUUUGGAUCUAGGUUGAAGUUUACAGAGACUUGAAUUGAAAAACAAAGAAAUCAUUCAAAUGGAAUACAACAAACCAUUCUCAAGCUUUAUAAUCAGUUAUUUUGUUUGACAUUAUUUCAGUAUUUUGUGCUUAAAGCCUUUUUCUUUCUACAGACUCAACAUAUAUGACAGAAAGUUAUAUUUGUUAUGUAAUUAGUGAAGGUGAAAUACAAUGUUAAACUAUUCAGAUGCGUAAAAUAAAGUGUCUGAUCCCUAUGUGGAGGUUUCUAUUAACCGAUCGUCUUGCUCAUUUCCCCCUGUUUAGGAAGUUGAGAUUAUGCUCGAAGAUAAUUCCUCUCCUGAUCCAAAAUACCAGCUUCGAAGAACAAGGUCAGCUACGUUCUGACUCAUAACAUGCACCAACGCCAUUAACAAAAUUCAGAAUUAUUUGGACCGCCAGUAUUCCAUGUCUUUGCAUCGAAGCUGUUUUAGUAUUGCAUCACCAGAUUUCUUGUUCAGUAUCUUCUGCAAAUAUGGUUCUACUUCUACCCAUCCAUUAGUAGAGUUUGGUUGUGUAUACAUGUUUGGUUAACUAGGAAUAUAUAAAAAUAUAUAAUACAUAUACAUACAGAACAGCAAAAGUGCCAUGUUGAUAAGUUCUGGUCCUGUUUUGCUGGUGCACACUCGAUAGAAUUGAGUGCAUGGUGUGUGUGUGUGUAUGUGUUGGUGCUCAAUCUUAACAUUCUAAUACAUAUUAGGUUAGCCAUGGUAGUUUGAUGAUCUUUGUUUUCUAGAUAUUACCUACCCAAAUUAACAAAAAAAAAAGACUCUUGUUCGUUCAA
Molecule: messenger RNA, 2646 nt
Organism: Cannabis sativa
Lineage: Eukaryota; Viridiplantae; Streptophyta; Magnoliopsida; Rosales; Cannabaceae
Product: ABSCISIC ACID-INSENSITIVE 5-like protein 2
Exons: 3
Coding region: 368-1333 (321 amino acids)
Biological process (GO): positive regulation of DNA-templated transcription
Cellular component (GO): nucleus
Molecular function (GO): DNA-binding transcription factor activity
Source: RefSeq, a predicted model, not a curated record